Planococcus citri (citrus mealybug) is the source of this 7095-nucleotide messenger RNA. RefSeq names its product breast cancer type 2 susceptibility protein-like. The record is from RefSeq and is a predicted model, not a curated record. NCBI's taxonomy places the organism in Eukaryota, Metazoa, Arthropoda, Insecta, Hemiptera, Pseudococcidae. The transcript is spliced from 14 exons. Gene Ontology annotation, biological process: double-strand break repair via homologous recombination; regulation of DNA-templated transcription. The coding region runs from base 118 to 6963 and encodes 2281 amino acids.
AAGUGCGCGCCAUUUUUGCCCUCAUCUUAUCACUUGUUAUCAGUUGAUGAGUCAAUCGACUUGACAAUGAAUGAACUGACCAGUAAUUCGAAGAAAUGAAAGAAUUGAGUAAAAAUCAUGGAUACUUCCACGCCGUUGAAGAAAUUGUGUUCGAAACAACUCAAAUCGUUGCUGUCGAGCGAAUAUAAAACUGUUAACAGUUCGACCAACUAUAAACACGUGAAUAAUGAUGUUCCAAUCGAACCGGCUGAUUCCGAUCGUUUAUUCUGCGAUUCAAAAUAUACCGACGCGAACACUUCGAUAGAAGUUUUUCCAGUAAGUCCAAUUUGUUGCACGAAAAACGCAUCUGUUAAUCUUGCUAAUCUGCCGAAUUUGGAUACAUCGAAUUUAAAAUGGUCUACUUCGCUUCAUACUUCACACGCGGAAGAAGAACUUUUCGUAGAAGAAACAAUGGAUCCGAUUCGUUCGCAAUGUCACUGCACGGCGGAAUACGAUGAUAACGUAACGAGUUUCAAGUUAAUCGAGUCAAGCGAAGGGAUCGAAGACGAAAAAUUCGAAACAAUUAGAAAUACAUCGGAUCCUCCAUGUUCGCCGAUAUUCCCAGCAGCGAGAGGUAAACGGCGAAAAAAGGAUAAAGAACUUGUACCUGACGAACACCUUGACAGCAACGGUGCUAAUAAAGGGUUAUCUGAUAGCGUAUGCGAAGACAUCCGGUGCUUGAAUGAGCACGCUUUCGAUCUAGACGAUUCUUACGGCAAUAUAUUCAACAUAACUGCGCGACCAUCUGAAAGUACGACGUUGAAGACGAGUCGAUAUUCGCUGGAUUUCAGCCACGAAAACAGUAAGAAAUUCGUCUAUCCUUCGGCCAGUGUUUCGAUCAAGAAACCCGAAAGUCAUCUACGUGUCGACCAGUUGACGAAUUACGCUCUGGCUCUAGAAGUACGAGAUUCACGUUCGAGUUCAUCUUCUUCUCGUAAAUCUGAAACUAAAACUAAGACAAAUGUGCUCAGUCAGAACACUAUGAUGGUUUUCAAUGAGUUAUAUUUCAACGACUGUAGUAAAGAUAUCUUUGAUGGCAGCUUGGAUAUAAACCUCAGCACCAUAGUUUCACCUCGAGAAGAUCAAGUAGUCGUUACUUCUACGAAAUAUGGAAAAUCAAAACUAGAAAUACUUCGAAAUAUCGCCCAGAUUAUGUUCGCGUGCCGAAAUAAUGAUCGUGAAACUAUUGGAAGACGUUUCGAGAAAAUAACCGAUCGAUUCUGUAGCAGCGAUUGCAUGGCUGCUCGUUUGAUGCGUUUUCUGUAUUCGUCGUACUAUUUCGUCACUUUUAUCGAUUUAGCGAGCUACAGAACGGACGAGUUUUAUCAACUUGACGCUUUACAAUAUUUUAUGGAUCGUCUAAACGACUCGUUUAAAUUUAAUGUAUCCUCGGUUUAUGCGGAGAAAUCGUUCGAUUACUUCGAAAACGAUGUUUACUCGUUGGAAAAACUGGGUGUUCCUGUGUCUGGUCUAUACGUUGCUCGUUUCAAGACUUUACGUUGCUUGAGCACCGGUUGCGAAAUCGAUUCGAUAAAUAUGCGAUCCGAGUCUUCGAAGGUUGCUCGAGUUUUGAAAAAUGAACGAGUAUCGAAUCUUCAAGACGAAUUUUCUGGUGAUCUUUUCGACUUCGAACACUUCAGUGAUGUUCAAAUUGCGAAUGGUAAUCGUCUGAGCAUACCUGAAAAAUCGCUCAAACGAUUCGUGGAUAGAUUCAGCGAUGUAUUCGAUGACCAAGGUGACAACGAUGUAUUGUAUCCAGCUGAUAAAAAAAGACGAAUCGAAAACAGUAGCGUUAUCGUAACAGAUACAAAGCUUCCAUCGUCAUUCGUAGGCAUCACCAACGGUUUCCGAACUGGUACCGGAAAACCAGUCAGUAUUCAGACGAAAUCACUUCAUACGUCGAAACAGAUAUUCUCAGACAUACUGAAUCCGGCGACGGAAUCGAAUCCCAAACACCAUCUUGAAAAUUUACGCGGAAAAUCGAAUGAAACCUCAACUCCGGCUGCUUGCGGUUUCAAAACAUGUUCUGGAAACCCGAUUAAGGUCGACGAUAAGCUGUUACAAAAGUCUAAAAUCUUGUUUUCCGAUAUUUCGAGCGAAGCAGGAUUCGAUUUAGAAGACGAUAACGCUGAUUCUUCUAGAAAACAGGACAAACAGCCAGCUUCGGGCUUCAAAUCAAGUUCUGGUCGAACGAUUAAAGUAAAUGAUCAUUUGUUACGAAAAUCUGAAAAUCUUUUUUCGGAUAUUUUGACCGAAACUAGAUCUAAUUUCGGUACCCCUAGAACAAGUAACGGAGAAUAUAAAAACCCAUUCAAGACAACGGUUCCUGGUUUCAAAUCUAGUUCCAGUGGAACGAUCAAAGUUGGCAACGAGUCGUUACAAAAGUCUAAGAAUCUGUUUUCGGAUAUUUUCGCCGAAACUGAAUGUAGUUUUGGACCAGACGAAGCAGCGGUUUCAGGAUUCAAAACAGGCUCUGGUCGAGCUAUCAAGAUCGAUGACCAAUCGUUGCAAAAGUCUAAAAAUCUAUUUACGGAUAUUUCGGUCGAAACUUCCGGUGAAGCUGUCCCUAAAAAUGGCCAAUACAAGAGACCAAUCAAACCAGAAGCUGUGGGUUUCAAAACAGGAUCUGGAAGGACGAUUAAAGUUGAUGAUGGAUCGUUGCAAAGUUCAAAAAAUCUAUUUUCUGAUAUUUCUAUCGAAACUGGCUGUGAUUUUGGAGACGUUGUCCAAAAAAAUGGAGCAUACAAGAGACCAAUCAAACCAGAAGCUGUAGGUUUCAAAACAGGAUCUGGAAGAACGAUUAAAGUUGAUGAUGGUUCGUUGCAAAGUUCAAAAAAACUAUUUUCGGAUAUUUCGAUCGAAACUGCUUGUGAUUUUGGAGACGUUGUCCCCAAAAAUGGCGCAUACAAGAGACCAACAAAGCCAGAAGCUGCGGGUUUCAAAACAGGAUCUGGUAGAAUGAUUAAAGUUGAUGAUGGAUCGUUGCAAAGCUCAAAAAAUCUAUUUUCGGAUAUUUCGAUCGAAACUGCUUGUGAUUUUGGAGACGUUGUCCAAAAAAAUGGAGCAUACAAGAGACCAACAAAGCCAGAAGCUGCGGGUUUCAAAACAGGGUCUGGAAGAACGAUUAAAGUUGACGAUGGUUCGUUGCAAAGUUCAAAAAAUUUAUUUUCGGAUAUUUCGAUCGAAACUGCUUGUGAUUUCGGAGACGUUGUCCAAAAAAAUGGAGCAUACAAGAGACCAAUCAAGCCAGAAGCUGCGGGUUUCAAAACAGGAUCUGGAAGAACGCUUAAAAUUGAUGAAGAAUCGUUGCGAACGUCUAAGAAUUUAUUUUCGGAUAUUUCCGUCGAAGCAGAAUCCAACUUCGACGACGCAGCUCCCAGUACCAGUGCUUACAAAAGACCAACAAAGACUGAAACCAUGGGCUUCAAAACAAGCUCCGAACGAACGAUUAAAAUUAACAACGAGUCGCUGAAAACGUCUAAAAAUCUAUUUUCGGAUAUUUCGGCUGAAAUAGAGGGCAAUUCUGAUAGCAAUGGAUCGUCCAAGAGAUCGGACAAGGCAGCGUUAUCGGGUUUCAAAACAAGCUCCGGCAGAAGGAUCAAAGUCAACGAUGAUUUCAUGAAAUUGUCCAAAAAUUUAUUUUCGGACAUGAUGAACGAAACCGAAGCCAAUGCUGAUGCUGUAGAUGCAAACAUUACGAAUAAUUUCAAGACUGGCUCCGGUAAGGAUGUUAAAGUAAGCGUCGAAUCGUUGGAAAAGCCUAAAAAUUCAUUCUCCGAUGUUAAUUCGUGGCCGGAGAAGAAAGUAAACGCUGUCAACAGAACUUCCCCGAAGGAAAACGAAAUGAAAGAUGUAAAAGACAAGAAUGAGCACCGAUCACCUCCGCCUCGUGUUCAUAACCAAUCCUUCGAUCUAUCUCGUGAAAUAAUGGAAAGUGCGAGUGCUUUCUUGUACGACAUUUCGCACGAAUCUGGGUCUUCCUUCUUCGUACCGAACGAAACGAGUAUAAUUUCGAAAACAAAUCCGCUCGAACAAUCCGGAUCAUCGUUCUCCGUACCAAACGAAACGAGUAUAAUUUCGAAAACAACUCCGCUCGAACAGUCCGAAUCCUCCCUCUGCAUACCAAAAGAAACGAGCACAAUUUCGAAAACAAAUCAGCACGAACAAUCUAGCUCCUCAUUUACCAUACCGAACGAUACGAGCACAAUUGACAAAACCAACUCUCUCGUAGAAGAGCAUCGCAGAAGCGACGUUUCCAAUACCACAGCCAGCUCCAGAUCGAGCAGUCCGGUAUUCGACGCGAAAUACGCGCCAACCAAACGUAAAUCCUCGAGCCGAAGAACCAGCAGUGUACAAUCGUUGAAUAUAACUUUCGGUGGUCGUAAAACAAAUGAUAGCAGCGGUAGCAGUGGCAGCGAUCAAAUGUCUGCCGAAUUGGAAACGUUGAAAAUGAAUUUCUCCCUCAAGUCUCAUAAAAGGAAGUCAAGUUCUCGGGAUAAUUCGCAAGUUGGCACUAAAAAAUGUAAAAAUGGUUCGCUGUCGUCUUCGCCGGACGAAGACGAGAAGCUUGCGUCAUCUCGUCGUCGAGCAACUGCUGUAGCUCAUCAACAGAAAUACAUUUCUAACAAACCGAAGGAAUUUUGUCGGCCUACUCGAGGGUAUUAUUCGACUUUAAUACACGGUAGCAAAGAAGCGGAGCUUAGUGCUGUAGUUGAUCGUAUUUCACUCGGUCAUCUGGCUCGUAACGAGAAACCAAAACUUUAUUCUUUCGACGAGUAUUUAAAACUCGGUUUGCUUCCGGCUGUCGUUCGAAUGACUUCUCAAAACGCUAGAAAUUUCACCUUCACCAGCCAACUUAUCACCGACAAGCUCUCAAAAACAGAUUCGAACGGUGCCAUUUUGUUCGGAGACUCGGUUCCGAUAAUAUUAAACGAGAAAAACGAAAUCACUUUGGAAGAGAUUAUCAGAGGAUUUCUCGCUAGCCCUGGUGUCGAUCCGAAACUCAUCUCUCGCGACUGGAUCACCAAUCAUUAUCGAUGGAUUGUUUGGAAAUUAGCUUCGAUGGAGAGAUUUUUUCCUAAAUCGUUGGGUCGAAGAUAUUUGACAUUGGAUAAUGUUUUAUUUCAAUUAAAAUUCAAAUACGAACAAGAAAUCGACCGAUGUGUUAGAUCUGCGUUGAAAAAAAUCCUCGAAGGUGACGAUUCAGCGGCCAGACCUUUGGUAUUAUGCGUCGCUUCUAUCGAAAAGGGAGCAAAUUCAUCGAACGAUUACAAAGUCGAAUUAACUGACGGCUGGUACAGUAUUUUCGCUCAAACGGACGAUCAAAUCAACGAUUUAAUUUCGCGUAAGAAAAUAUCCAUCGGAGGAAAAAUUAUCGUCAUUGGGGCCGAAUUAGUUGGGUUUCGUGAACCCUGCGAUCCUUUACAAACGAGUGAAAAUGUACGUUUGAAAUUCAGCGCCAAUUCCUGUCGUCGAGUUCGUUGGGAUACACGUUUAGGAUUUUACCUUGGUAACCUGAGCCCGAUAAAUAGAAUCCAGACUGUAUUGCCCAAAGGUGGAUUCAUUUCGCAUCUUACUGCCGUCGUAGCCAGAGUUUAUCCUUUGCUGUUUUUAGAAAAAUACGACAAUCCAGCUGCAGACAACACAGCUGGUGGACCUGCCUCUUCAACGGUAACCUGGUCGCGUCUUCAUAACGAAAAGGUCGAAAUGAAGAAAGUGAUGGCUUUCGAAAGAGAUCGUCAAAAUUGUAUAGAAUCAAUUUUAUCUCAAGUUACCAAUGAAGUUUUGAAGGAGAAUGGUAAAGGGAAUGCAGAUGCUUUAACCGGAGACUGUUCAAAUCAACAGAACAACGAUAGAUUGCGCGAUAUCAUUCAACAAAGGGUGCAAUCUCGUUUACCGGUGAAAUUUUCCAAGAAUAGGCACGUCAGCCGAUUAUUAAAGAUUCGAUUGGUUGAUGCGCAAGAUGUGAAAAAUAAACCAUCCGCUAUUUUAACAAUCUGGAAUCCUUGCGACGAUGUGUCUAAUUUUUUCAAAGAAGACAGAUGUUAUAAUUUUCUCAACAUAAACGCCAAUCAAAUCCGAAAUGGCGAAUUACAAUUAUGUUCCACUCGUUCGAGCAAAUACGACCGAAGCAGCAGCAAUAGCUCCGGUGACGGUAACGAUCACUGGUUCAGAAGACGCGUUCGAGGAGUCGAAGAUUUGAACGAACGUAGCGAAGAUGAAGAUAAAGCCUGUUCAUUCGAUGAAGUAGACGUGACCGGUGUCAUUAUUAAAAUUCAAUCGAAGACGCGGUCCGGUGAUUUCGAACAGAAUGGUCGAAUAUACUUGGCCGAUUUGCAACGACGAUUUUUCGCGCUUUCUUUUCGAAUCGAUUCGAAGAAUUUCGACUACGGAGACUCGUUAGAAAGUGGAAAAAUCAUAGCCGGAUUGAAUUUACAGUGGAAAAAAGGAUGGCUGUGUUGGAAUACUCCCAUUUUAUACGUUAGUGAAUUCAGUUCCUUCGUUCAAUCGACAAAUAUCGCAUCUUUACAACAUGGUAUUGAUCAAAUUCGUCGUCAUUUUCAAACUAGCAAUUUGAAAGCUUUCAUCGCAGAAUGCGAAGAAAAAUUAAACACCAUCAUCGACUUGCCUGCAGACACAUCAGCCAACGAAAACAACCGCAGCAAUACUGCCAACGUCAGCUUAGACACAACUCCAACAAUACCAGCAACGUCAUCACCAGCACCAGCAUCAGCAAUCGACUCCAGCCACAAAAAUAAAUCCAGCAACCAGUCAACGUUUAAAAAUGCGAGUACACGAUGUAGAUUUGAAAAAUUACAGAAUUACGGCAGACCUCCUUCCCUGUCACCUCUCGUUUUAACCUCGCAAUCUAAACUUAAAGCCAAGUUACCUUUGAAAGUUUCCAGAAGGUCUUUCAAAUCGUGAUCGUGCCCUUAUGCCUUGCUACAAUAAAUAGGUACCUAUCUGAAGCAACUUGUGAUGAAUGUAUUUUAUUGUCAGUGAAUAUUGUGAAGAUAUUAUUUGUGCGAUUCGAUCGUAAUAAAUUCAUUUCUAAUA